Tachysurus vachellii is the source of this 2999-nucleotide messenger RNA. RefSeq lists its product as uncharacterized. Lineage: Eukaryota; Metazoa; Chordata; Actinopteri; Siluriformes; Bagridae. The coding region runs from base 71 to 793 and encodes 240 amino acids. The transcript is spliced from 4 exons. The record is from RefSeq and is a predicted model, not a curated record.
UGGAGAUGCCUGCAGGGAGGCCAUUUCAUUUCUUGUUCACUCUCCUGAUGAAGCAAGUGUAUUUCAGAAGAUGAAGAUGAUGUUUCAACACCGUCAGGACCUAGUGCAUGACCCACAAAGAAGCACAGAUGUCUUCAAAACAUUUCCACGCUUUUUAGAUGUCAAAGGGCUGGUGAAUCAAGACUUCCUGCUGCUGUUUGGUGCUGAAGCCUCCAAGAUGCUUGAGAAGUGGGACACCUCAUUUAAGCCCAAUGUCAUCAAAGAGGCCAAAAAACUAACUCAGACAACUGAGCUGUGCCGACUUUUAAAAUCUGCUGAGAAACUCGCAGAGAACUAUGAAACGGACUGGGACAGUGACAUCGCUUCUUUGCUGCUUCUUCUCUAUCUCUUGCCACCCACAGCUGGACGGAAGAGGACCAAAAUAAGUCCAAGUGAUGCAGUGGACAAAAUGGUGCACUUUCAUAAGUCAUGCUGCAGCAUCACUGAAUAUGUGCAGGAAAGAGAGGGUAAACAACCAUACAUCCUUGCAGUUGGCCGAACCCAGAAGACAAUUGACGCCUUCACAUCGCCGUUAACAAAGAGCUCAUCCUCUGACAAGCCACCAGCUCAUUGGGUGCUUUUGAUGAACUGUUUAAAUCCCACUACAUGUUCAACUUGUCUUAUGAUGAGUCCCUGGUCCAUUUCUACACUUUUCUGCCAACUGUCUACAACUGUCUACAACAUUGAUGUUACCACAACAGAUGAGUCUCCAAGAGUUCGUGAGUUGCGGGCAAAACUUUUGAAUGACAUAUGAAUAUGUUCAAAUGUUUCAUUUGUUUCAUUUGACAACAAUGGAUCUGGUCAAAGUAUCGCAGAAAACACAAAAGAUAUCUGUGCUACAAUUAUUGCCAAACUCCAUGGUAGUGGUAUGGCAAAUAGUGUAGUUUCAUCAAUUGUUAGUGAUUUGGAAGAACUUGCUGAUGGACUGCACUCCCAAGUAAAGCAAGAAAUACUGUCCGCUGUGCCAAAAGAUAACCCUGUAAGAUCUACAUUGGAAAAGGGUUUUGAGAAUUUUGAAAACCCAUUUGUGAGUUUUAAUACUAAAACUAAAAGAAUGAAGUAUUUCAACAAGAAAUGGGGGAUUGUGGAGCCAGUGGAAAAAAAUUUAGGAGUUUGAUUUGAUACAAGGCGUAAUAAAAAUAUAGGUACUUAUGAUCAGGUCCCAGUGAAAGACACUUUUGUUUACAUUCCAAUUUUGGAAACCGUUGAAUUUAUCUGCCGCAAUUCUUAUAUUUGUGAAUUACUUGCAAAACCAUGUGUAUCAAAAGACAGAUAUGAAGACAUUUGUGAUGGAAGUUAUUUUAAGUCACAUCCAUUGUUCUCAAAAACACAGACUUCUUUACAAAUUCAGCUUUACUCUGAUGACUUUGAGACUGCUAACCCACUGGAUUCAAAACGUGGUGUUCACAAAGUUGGUGCGCUCUAUUUUGUCCUCCGAAAUCUGCCUCCAAAGUUAAACUCUGUAUUGAUGAAUAUUCAUUUGGUUGCAUUGUUUCACACAGAAGAUGUGAAAAACUAUGGCUUUGAUCCUAUUUUACAGCCUCUGAUUGAUGACAUCAAAAUAUUGGAGAGUCAUGGCAUUGAUUUGCCUUUCUCAUCUGAAAAGGUCUAUGGCACUAUAUGUCAGAAAACUGGGGACAACUUGGGGAUGCAUGGAAUAAUGGGUUUUGCAGAGUCUUUCAGUGGACGUCACUUAUGUCGUUUGUGUUUGAUUGAAAAAGAUGAUUCUCAGAAUGUUUACAAAGAGGAUGACCCAAAGAUAAUUUUGCGUGGAAAAGAGCUUUUUGAAAUGCACUGCAGUGAGUUGCAAUUAAAUCCACAAAAGCUAUGUGUGUUUGGUCUAAUUCAACUCUUAACAGCCUACAGUACUUUCAUGUUUGCUACAACUUUUCUUUGGACAUAAUGCAUGACAUACCUGAAGGGGUGGCUCAGUAUGAGAUAAAGUUACUGUUUGAAUAUCUCUCUGAAAAUGUUUUGUCAAAACCUGGUCUUUUGUCACGAAUCUAUGCUUUUGACUAUGGCUACUUGGAGCGCAAAAAACGUCCGACAAGGGUCAACUUGGACAGUAUAAGCAAUAAUAGAGGACUCAACUCUAUUCAGACUCUUUGUCUGGUAAAAAACAUUCCUAUGAUUUUUGGUGACAUUGUGCCAGAAGGAAACCAGAACUGGACUUUGCUGUUGCUCUUACUGCAGAUAAUUAACAUCAUAUUCUCUCCAUCUGUUACACUAGGCAUGACUGUGCAUUUUAAGCAUUUAAUAAUGGAACAUCAUGACUUGUUCAAACACUUGUAUCCAGGUAGAAACCUGAUUCCUAAACAUCAUUUUAUGUUACAUUACCCGUCUUGUAUUCGAAAAAUUGGACCGUUAAUACAUAUGUGGAGUAUGAGAUUUGAGGCAAAACACAGGGUUUUCAAAAGCACCCUUAAAAACUUCAAGAACAUCACAGUAUCACUUGCCAAAAAACAUCAAAUGUCCAUUAGCAUCCAAUUGGGAAACAUCUCCUUUGAACCAUGUUGAGUAUGGACCUUUUAAAACAUUUAAUGUGGAAAAUGAGGAAAAUGGUGAAAUGUUUGCCCAAGCCCUGCCCAAUGUAGCAAAAGACAUCUUCUCUACUAACUGGGUAAAGAUCAGUGGGGUAGAGUACAGAGCUGGGUUAGUGAUUUGCAGUGGCACAGAACAGGAAAUGCCUUUGUUUUGCAGAAUAAAAAAAUGCUUUUAGUCAACAGUGUGAUCUACUUCAUAGUGAACAAGCUUAUGGUUGACCAUUUUAGUGAGCACUUUCAUGCCUACAACAUGUUUGAAAAAGAUGUGAUAAAAGCAGACUGUCUUUAAAUUUACAAGCCUUUUGACUUAAAGUGCUUAUGGUGGAGAUGACAGCCUUUAUAUUGUACCAUUAUUUUCUCUGUAAAUGUGCAAGUUGUAUGGUGCUUGGAUAUUUUUGUCUUUAUUAAAAAAGUUGA